Molecule: messenger RNA, 615 nt
Organism: Arachis duranensis
Lineage: Eukaryota; Viridiplantae; Streptophyta; Magnoliopsida; Fabales; Fabaceae
Exons: 2
Coding region: 1-615 (204 amino acids)
Source: RefSeq, a predicted model, not a curated record
AUGGGGAAUGGGGCCCCGCGGGAAUACGGGAACGCGGGAAAUGGGAAUAGGGACAAUUAUCCCCCCACAGCGGAGAUCGGGACAGAGAUGGGGAUUAAUUCUGGGGGCGGGGACGAGAAGCAGGAAGACCUUUUGUACAAGGCUGGAAUGCCCAAUGCAAAACCAAUGCCUACUCCCUUGACCUCUAGUUUAAAAUUCUCAUCCCAUGGAGGGGAACCCUUCUCUAAGCCGGCUCUGUAUCGGUCUCUUGUUGGAGGGCUCCGAUAUGCUACAAUCACACGUCCUGAGAUCUCCUACGCCGUCAACAAGGUCUCUCAGUUCAUGCAUUGUCCUCUUGAAACCCAUUGGAAGGCCGCAAAGCAAAUUUUACGCUAUCUUGCUAGGACAGUCCACCAUGAUCUUCGCUUUCAAAAAUCGAAAGAUUGUAGGCUCUAUAGAUUUUGUGACUCGGACUGGGGAAGUGAUGUGGAUGACAGAAAAUCAACCAGUGAAUUUUGUGUGUACCUAGGACUAAAUCUUGUCUCUUGGUCCAACCGAAAGCAACCAGUAGUUUUCAAGAGUUCAACGGAAGCAGAGUACCGAAGUCUUGCUGCAGGGCUCACAGAAAUCAUAUAG